GCAGUGUUGCGAGGCGUUGUGUGCGGGUCCACUGUCAACAACAUACAUACUGGGAGCAGGUGAAUGCCGGCAAAACAAACGUUCUGCUCUCGGAGGACCUACGACAACGAUACCGUGAGAUAAAAGUUUCUAGAAGAAAACACAUAACCGACAGGAUUUGUUUGGUUACAAGUCCAAGCCUCCAAAGUGCACCAACUGGAUACUAGUAAGCCAUGUCAACCAUAGUGCCCAAACUCUCCAGCGGUGGCGCCAGUGUUAAGAUCCGCCUUACCAGCCUUGAUCUGGGCACCACCAGAUGGAAAGAGGGAACUUUUGAGAUUCUGGAAAAGGACAACAAAAUCAACCUAUGUCUAAGAUUUAACUGUGGUGGAGCCUCCAAAAUUUUCCAGCUGAACCAGAACUUGAAGACCGUUAGCCAGAACCUGAACCGUAUCAUGCUGACUUUGAAGGACAACAGUGUCAUCGUCCUGGAUAAGAUUCCUCCAACUUUGCUUCAGAAGACUAAAGAAUUUUUGGACAAACUGAAGACUGGAAAGCCAGUUUUAAAAUCGUCCCACGGAAGCGCAAACCUCAGUGUGCUGGGAAACCGAACUUUGAAAAAUGACAGCAAUCCUUCGGGGGAGAGACAGACAACCCAGAGGCGUCAGAGUACAGAAGGCAGAGAGGAGACGACGCCACGGAAACCCCUGGGCAGCCCGAGCAGAGCCACCUCCACUCCCACCCGCACGGGACUCUCUGAGAACAGGAGUGAGAAAAGAAAGAGACUCAUCACCUCUGAAAGUGACCUGACUGAAGACUACCCCAAGGAAAAUGACUCAUCGAGCAACAACAAGGCCACUUCGGAUCCAUCCAGGAAGUUUCUACUGAGCUGCAAAGACAAGCUGAAGCAGUCUGAGGAGAACAGGAGCUCAGCUUCACUGAGUUCAACUCCCCUUCAGCCCACGUCCUUUUACGGCAGCCGGUCUGUGACUAAAGACUACAGUCAGAGCCAUUCUCUCCUGGACAGGCCAUGCAGUACAGCACAGAGCUCUUCAGCCAAGAGGAGCCUCAUGCUGCCAAACCACUCCACUCCUUUCAAGAAGGUCCGGCCCACUCUGGACUACGGCGGUUGGAACAAGCAAAGGCUGUCCACCCUGGCCCAGCCUCAGCCCCCCCUGCAAGGAUUCUCCAACCUGGGCAACACCUGCUACAUGAACGCCAUACUGCAGUCCCUCUUCAGCCUCCCCUCCUUCUCCAAUGACAUGCUGAGGCAGAGCAUCCCGUGGAAGAAGGUCCCCAUCAAUGCACUGCUCAGGCGGUUUGCACACCUUAUGGCCAAGAAGGAUGUGGGAUGUCCAGAAACAAAAAAAGACCUGUUGAGGAAAGUGAAGAGCGCCAUCUCCUCCACAGCUGAGCGGUUCUCUGGAAACAUGCAGAACGAUGCUCAUGAGUUCCUGAGCCAGUGUUUGGACCAGUUAAAGGACGACGUGGAGAAAAUGAACAAGAACUGGUCCAACGAAGCGGCAGCGUGGUCCUCGUCCUCUGUGGCGCGUGAGAGUGGCCAGGAGGGAACGUCCUCAGCAGCAAAAGCAGAGCCGGGUGAAGAGGCAGACACGUCCCGCAUCUACACCUGCCCUGUUGCGGUCAACAUGGAGUUUGAGGUGCAGCACACCAUCACAUGCAAAGGAUGUGGCGAGGUAGUUAACAAGCGAGAACAGUUUAAUGACUUGUCCAUCGACCUCCCACGGCGGAAGAAAACGCUUCCACUCCGCUCUAUCCAGGACUCUCUGGAUCUCUUUUUUAGGAUGGAGGAAAUUGAGUACUCGUGUGAAAAGUGCAAUGGGAAAUCGGCGACUGUUACACAUAAAUUUAGCAAAUUGCCCAGAGUGCUCAUCCUCCACCUGAAGCGCUACAGCUUUAACGCCCAGCUGUCACUGAACAGCAAGCUGGGCCAGCAGGUGGUGAUCCCCCGGUACCUGACCCUGCUGUCCCACUGCACUGAAUCCACACGAGCCCCCAUUAGCCUUGGCUGGAGUUCCCAGUCCUCCAUUUCCAGAACACUCAAAACGUCGCAGUGUGUCAACUCGUCGACAGCUCCUCUCCGAAGGAUUGGAGGCAAAGCUGCCAACUCUAGCUGCACGUCUAGCCUCCUGGACUCUGAUAGUGAAGAGGAGCCCAACAGUAAAGCAACAGUGAGCCGCAAGCGACGCCUCAGCAGCUGUCUGCCUGACGAGGAUGAGCGACCGGAAGAGCGAGGAGCAGCCAUAGAUUCAGCAGACUUCAGUGGCAUAAAUGAUGAAGAAAUGCUGGCUGCCGUGCUGGAGAUGAGUCGUCAAGAGGCCGGGCUCUCGGCCCCGCCCCCAAUGGAGGAUGAACCAACCAGCAGCCCCGACACAGGCUUCGGGGACACAGACGCCCAUGACCUGGCCUAUCACACAGAUCUGCUGGAAACAGACAGCAAACAGCCUGCAGAUGUGCUGGACUCCCUGGACCUGACCAUGGACGAGAACAAGGAGAACCAGACUCCAGAGGGGGGGCAGCAACAGGGGGAGCUGGACUGGGUUCAGCAGUACAGUCUGGAUCAGGAUCAGGAGAGGGAGGAGCAGGAGCUGCAGCAGGCGCUGGCCCAGAGCCUCCAGGAGCAUGUAAGAGCACAUCUGGAACAUCUAAAGAAUGUUGGAUCGUGA
Messenger RNA from Notothenia coriiceps (black rockcod), 2666 nucleotides. RefSeq names its product ubiquitin specific peptidase 37 (gene usp37). Lineage: Eukaryota; Metazoa; Chordata; Actinopteri; Perciformes; Nototheniidae. Gene Ontology annotation, cellular component: cytosol; nucleus. Bases 213 to 2666 code for a protein of 817 amino acids. The record is from RefSeq and is a predicted model, not a curated record. Gene Ontology annotation, biological process: protein deubiquitination; G1/S transition of mitotic cell cycle. The transcript has 20 exons. Gene Ontology annotation, molecular function: cysteine-type deubiquitinase activity.